AUGUCUUCUGUGGAGCGCAAUCAAACGCCAGACGGCGACGACCUCGCUGAGGCGCAGUCUACAGACCUUCAGCCUCAAAUGACAGUUCAUCCCGUCAAUGGCUAUUCUAGCAUGCCCAUGCAUAUGUAUCCUUUCCCACCUGGCCUAGUUGCCACACAACCUCUUCGCUCCAAGCGCAGGCAAGUCAAGAACGCUUGCACAAACUGCCAGAAAGCAUGCAAGAAGUGUGACGACGCCCGUCCUUGCCUCCGUUGCGUCAAAUAUGGCAUUGCUGAAGAGUGUGUCGAUUCCCAACGCAAGGAGAGGAAAAAAGGCGUGAAAAGGGGACCCUACAAGAAGCGCGAUGGCAAAGGCACCAAUGCCGAUAUUGGCGAUGUGCCCGAGCAACCCAGCAUUCCCGUCACGACGGAAGUGCCAACCCAGUCGGCGUCGCCGCCUUUACAGGCAGCGUAUAUGGCGCCCAUUGGGUAUUCCAUGUUCCCGGGCCAGUUUCCGGGGUCACCUACUCCCAAGCCUGGUGAGGCUUCCCCAGCAUACUAUCCCCAGUUCUAUGCAAUUACGCCAGUGCCUCAUCCUGGACAAAAUGGGCAUCCAGGUCAAGACCCAGACCAAGGUUACCCGUCCAUGGCCCAGUACAUUCCGGCCGCAUUCCUUCCGUAUGCCCCACAGUCGUAUGGGUACAUGUAUCCGCACCGCCCUGACGGCCAGAUGCAGAUGAUGAAUCCCCAUUAUGCUCCGUAUCCACAGAUGUACGGCAAGCCGCCUUCGGCUGGAGGGUCAAGCGACUCUGGACAUCUCAAUGGGCGGAACCACGGUGAAGACUAAGUGAGGUGUAUAGCAUCUCGAAGGAUUCCUUUUGCCCCUUUAUUUUCUUGAUUUAGUGUGAUGUGCCCCUGUGAUGUCGUUUUGUGCAUUAAACUAAGGGCUUGUGUUCAACUUACAUGCAUCC
This is a messenger RNA of Suillus bovinus, 949 nucleotides long. RefSeq lists its product as uncharacterized. Gene Ontology annotation, biological process: regulation of DNA-templated transcription; cellular response to starvation. Lineage: Eukaryota; Fungi; Basidiomycota; Agaricomycetes; Boletales; Suillaceae. The transcript has 2 exons. The record is from RefSeq and is a predicted model, not a curated record. The coding region runs from base 1 to 825 and encodes 274 amino acids. Gene Ontology annotation, cellular component: nucleus. Gene Ontology annotation, molecular function: RNA polymerase II transcription regulatory region sequence-specific DNA binding; DNA-binding transcription factor activity, RNA polymerase II-specific; zinc ion binding.